AUGUUCAACGCGCUCAACCGAUUCAUGUCCCGCCUGGAUGGUGGUGACACCCCGCAAGGCCACCAAGAGCAAGGGUCGUUUGGCUUCCAGGUGCUGCGAAACACAAAUUUGCAGUUGGCGGUCGAGCCGUGGUUUGACUUUCUAGUUGGAAUCAAUGGACGCCCGAUUGACAACCCAGACCCGAGCUUAUUUGCUCAAGAAGUACGAAAUUGUGCCGGCGGCAGUGUAUCGUUAGGUAUCUGGAGUGCCAAGGGACAACGAACGCGAGAGAUGCACAUCCCCGUCCCAGCUGACACAGGCUCGCUCGGCCUCUCCCUCCAGUAUACGCCAUUGGCCCUCGCCGCUAAUAUCUGGCACGUCCUCGACGUCCCCGCCAACUCGCCCGCCGACCUCGCGGGCCUCCUCCCCUACAGCGACUACAUCCUGGGCAGCCCCGAGGGCGCGCUGCACGGCGAAUCGGCGCUCGGCGAGCUCGUCGAGGACUUCAUUGGCCGCCCGCUGCGCCUCCACGUCUACAACAACGAAUAUGAUGUCACGCGUGAGGUGACGAUACAGCCCAGCCGCGAAUGGGGCGGCAGCGGCGCCAUCGGCUGCACGCUCGGCUACGGCGCGCUGCACCGCCUGCCCGCGGCACUGAGCGAGCCCGUCGAUGCCCCCGGCGAGACCAUGUUUGACGGCGGCAACGAGAAGGCGGCCAUGGCGGCCGCGGCGGGUGGCGGCGCGUUUGUGCCCGCAGACGCUGCUGCGCAGGGGAGCAGCGGUGGCGAUUCGUCCUUUUUGGUGCCGGCGCAGCUGGUGGACCGCACAGCGUCGCCGGCGGGCGGCCCCCCCAGAGGAGGCAAGAAGAAGGAGAAGCCAGCGCAUGGAAACAAUAAUCUGAUGGACGAUUACUUCAAGGAAGAGGAGGAAAAGAGCCGCAAGCUAGACAACGCGCCCGCUUCGAAAUCAGCUGGUGUCCCGCCACCUCCCAAGGCCGGAGACGGGCCACCCAGAGACGCAGUGCAAACACCACCGGCCGCUGAGGGCAGCGCAUGA
Akanthomyces muscarius is the source of this 1035-nucleotide messenger RNA. RefSeq lists its product as uncharacterized. The transcript has 3 exons. NCBI's taxonomy places the organism in Eukaryota, Fungi, Ascomycota, Sordariomycetes, Hypocreales, Cordycipitaceae. The record is from RefSeq and is a predicted model, not a curated record. Gene Ontology annotation, cellular component: Golgi apparatus. Gene Ontology annotation, molecular function: protein binding. Gene Ontology annotation, biological process: Golgi organization. The coding region runs from base 1 to 1035 and encodes 344 amino acids.